AUGAUCAGUCGCAAUGAUCGUUGGGACCUUCAUCCUACUCUUGGCUGGUUUACUUGGCAUAAGGGAUCAUCGACGACUGCCCAAAUCUGUGAGAGAUUAGAUCAGUUCGUAGCCAAUCUUGACUGGCGUAAUUUGUUCCCGCAUGUAGAGGCUACAAGCGAAUUCACUGCUGCCUCGGACCAUUGCUAUCUCUUACUUAAUUCAUCGCCAUUGCCUUCUGCAGAUAUUCAUCAACUCCCUAGUUAUUUUAAAUUUGAUGAUUGUUGGAAACAUGAUCCGAUGUGUGUGGCUAAAGUUUGUGUUACCUGGAAUCAAUCAGGUGCAGACCAAUGUCAGAUGAUAAUUUUGAACCAGUUUGCUGCUCUCAACCGUGAACUUCAUCAAAAAUUAAAUUCCACGGAAGCUUAUUGGCGUCAACGUUCCAGGAUAAUUUGGUUGGCUCAAGGUGACCGUAAUACUUCAUAUUUCCAUGCUCGUUCCUCAAACCGGUGCAAACACAAUCAUGUUAAGGAACUUUAUUCUCAUUCUGGUAUCUGGAUUGAUGAUAUCUCAGACAUUCAUAAAAAGGAUGCGAGUUAUUUUUCGACUCUUUAUUUGUUAUCUAAUCCUCUUUCAUCGGCUAUCAUUCUCUCCACUGUUACUCCAAUGGUUACUGAAGAGAUGAAUAAUAGACUUCUUCAGGAAUUCACUGAGGAGGAGAUUUAUUCGGCCUUCCUUCAGAUUCAUCCUCAAAAGGCACCGAGUGUUGGUUUACCGGGAAAUCUGCUUAAUGGUCGUCAUUCUAUGGACGAUGUAAAUCGCACUGUGUUGGUGCUCAUUCCUAAAGUUAAUGAACAAGGGCGAAUAUCGCAAGUUAGUCCGAUUGCUCUUUGUACUGUUAUUUAUAAAAUUGUUGCCAAAGUUCUUGUUAAUCGAUUACGCCCACUUCUAACGGAUUGUAUUGAUGAUAAUCAAAAUGCAUUUAUUCCUGGUCGCUUAUUUACGGAUAACUAUCGUAUCAGGUGCGGAUUAAUGGGUUUCUUACAGAUUGUUUCACUCCGACUUGUUGUUUACGCCAAGGCAACCCGCUGUCCCCAUUUCUCUGUGUUGUGUGCUCAGGGACUCUCGUCUUUGUUGCAUUGGGAACAAGCUCAUAAUCGUAUUCUUGGUCUACGGGUUUGUCAAAACGGUCCACGUAUUACACACCCCUUCUACGCGGAAGAUUGUCUGUUGUUUUUACGCAAUUCCGAUGCUGAAUUCACCCGGAUUCGUGAUAUUCUGGCUUUGAAUGAGCAACUUUCUGGGCAAAAAGUUAAUUUCACCAAGUCGAGUAUUUAUUUCUCACCAGCUACACCUGAACGUCAGUCACACCUUUGUUCUCUAGUUGGUGUUUCGGCUGUUGAUGAUCCGGGUAUGUAUCUUGGGAUGCCCCUUCUUGAAGAAUUAGUCGUUUGGUUUUCUUCGUGA
Molecule: messenger RNA, 1446 nt
Organism: Hibiscus syriacus
Lineage: Eukaryota; Viridiplantae; Streptophyta; Magnoliopsida; Malvales; Malvaceae
Exons: 4
Coding region: 1-1446 (481 amino acids)
Source: RefSeq, a predicted model, not a curated record